AUGGCAACUGUGAAGCAGCUUAUCAUUUUCUCAGUUGUGCUCUCAGUUAAGGCAUCCAGUGAUGUGUACAAGCUGGUUAACAGUUCUGUUCAACUGGACACACAAGAUAAAACCGAUCAGUUUGAUCUAUUCAAGUGGAUGUUUAAGGGUGACAUUAUUCUAAGAUACCUCGGUGAGAGUAAAUUCAUUAAGAAACUUGAUGCUUAUAAAGACCGGGUGGAGUUUAAUACUGAAACACUGAGUUUAACACUGAAGAACUUACAGAAGACUGAUAGUGGACUGUAUGAAGCAAGAGCUGAAAGUGGGCAGGAGAAAGUUGUGGCUCGUUACACACUGUAUGUUUUGGAUCCAGUGAAGAAACCAGAACUUUUUUCCAUUUACCAGCAGAGCCGUGACUCCUGUAAUGUGACGUGUUUAGGUCUCACACUCUCAAUCACCUCAAGCUUUGACAAAAAAACCUGUAAUGAGAGUGAGACAUUAACUGACGGUGUCUCCUUUACACUUUCUUUCUGUGUUAAUGGCAGCCAUAUCAUCUGUAAUCAUAGCCACCCAGUCAGCUCAAAAGUGUUUUCGGCGGAGAUAAAUCAAUUCUGCCCUUUUGAGCCUAAAUCCAUAACAUCCAGUGAUGUGUACAAGCUGGUUAACAGUGAAGUUCAGCUGGACACACAAAUUGAAAACUUUCAGUUUGAUUACUUCAGGUGGAUGUUUAAGAGAGAUGAUAUUCUGAUAUACUUCAGUGGGAGUAAAAUCAUAAUUAAAUAUGAAGGUUAUAAAGACCGGGUGGAGUUUAAUACUGAAACACAGAGUUUAACACUGAAGAACUUACAGAAGACUGAUAGUGGACUGUAUGAAGCAAAAGCUGAAAGUAACAAGGUGAAAACUGUUGCUCGUUACACACUGCAUGUUUUGGAUCCAGUGAAGGAACCAGAACUUACUCCUGUUUCCCAGCAGAGCAGUGACUCCUGUAAUGUGACGUGUUUAGGUCUCACACACUCAAUCAACUCAAGCUUUGACAAAAGAACCUGUGAGGAGAGUGAGACAUUAACUGAAGGUGUCUCCUAUACACUUUCUCUCUGUGUUAAUGGCAGCCAUGUGAUCUGUAAUCAUAGCAACCCAGUCAGCUCAAAAGUGUUUUCGGCGGAGAUAAUUCAACUCUGCCCUCGUGAGCCUGAAUCUAUAACAUCCAGUGAUGUGUAUAAGCUGGUAAACAGUUCUGUUCAACUCGACACACAAGAUAAAAUUGAUCAGUUUGAGCAAUUCAGGUGGAUUUUUAAGAGUGACAAUAUUCUGAGAUACUUCAGUGGGAGUAAAUCCAUAACAAAAUAUGAAGCUUAUAAAGACCGGGUGGAGUUAAAUACUGAAACACUGAGAUUAACACUGAAGAACUUACAGAAGACUGAUAGUGGACUGUAUAAAGCAAGAGCUGAAAGUAACAAGAUCAAGGAUGUGGCUCGUUACACACUGCAUGUUUUAGAUCCAGUGAAGGAACCAGAACUUACUUCUGUUUACCAGCAGAGCAGUGACUCCUGUAAUGUGACCAGUUUAGGUCUCACACUCUCAAUCAACUCAAGCUUUGACAAGAAAACCUGUGAGGAGAGUGAUGCUAUCACUACUACAUGUGGAUCUGUUUGUCUGCUGAAGAUAGUGCUGUAUUCUGUGGGUCUGGUUCUCAUGAUGUCUGCAGUGAUCACCGUCCACAUUAGAGAGAGACUCAUCAAACCAGAGAUAGAGCAACACAGAGAAUAA
This is a messenger RNA of Trichomycterus rosablanca, 1746 nucleotides long. RefSeq lists its product as uncharacterized. Lineage: Eukaryota; Metazoa; Chordata; Actinopteri; Siluriformes; Trichomycteridae. Bases 1 to 1746 code for a protein of 581 amino acids. The transcript is spliced from 8 exons. The record is from RefSeq and is a predicted model, not a curated record.